AUGUCGGGCCGAUAUGCUUUUGCCAAAGGCGUGAAGGAGCUCCGGUUCCUCUUCUGCCAAACUUCUCAGCAUAGUGCUGAGGCGAGGUCAUUCCUUAACCGCGCCUAUCCGAUUAUGAAGAAGCACAACCCCACGAUACCUAUCUUGUUGCGGGAGGCCCAGGGCACCAUCCCCAGGGUUUAUGCCAGAUAUGCAGAGUUCGGCCGGGAGAAGAUGGAGUCAUUAGAAGGACUCACAGACAAGCAGAUCGAGGAGACCGUUGCCAAGCUUGUCAAGACGGAAGGAGCAUGA
Molecule: messenger RNA, 291 nt
Organism: Thermochaetoides thermophila DSM 1495
Lineage: Eukaryota; Fungi; Ascomycota; Sordariomycetes; Sordariales; Chaetomiaceae
Product: NADH dehydrogenase-like protein
Exons: 4
Coding region: 1-291 (96 amino acids)
Source: RefSeq, a predicted model, not a curated record